Messenger RNA from Diplodia corticola, 2205 nucleotides. Its product is annotated as patatin family phospholipase. The record is from RefSeq and is a predicted model, not a curated record. The transcript is spliced from 2 exons. Bases 1 to 2205 code for a protein of 734 amino acids. NCBI's taxonomy places the organism in Eukaryota, Fungi, Ascomycota, Dothideomycetes, Botryosphaeriales, Botryosphaeriaceae.
AUGCCGCCGCCGUCAUCAUCACCAUCAGCAGCAGCAACAGCAACAGCACCAUCAGCAACAGCAGCCAUGAGACCCCUCCACGCGCAACGACCGGCCUACAGCUUCACCAUCCCCAGCCUGCACAACAACAACAACGCCGCGGACGACAACGACAGCGACGGCGUGCAGUUGGAGUGUCGGGUGUAUCAUCCGCCGGGGUUUGCGGAGGGGUUGGUGACGGGGUUGCGAAUGGGCAGUGGUAGUGGUGCGGGAAGAAGGGGGCAAGGAGGGGAAGGAGGGGAAGGAGGAGGAGGAGAGGAGGUAGGAGUAGGGGGAGGUCAUGCGGAGGAAGGAGCAGGAGAGACGGAAGAGGAGGAGGGUGCGACGAGGGGGAGGAGGACGAGGAUGAUGAUGAAGGCGGCGAUCGUGGCGCAUCCGUACGCGCCGCUGGGCGGGAGCUACGACGAUCCGGUUGUGGGGAAUGUGGGGGCGGAGAUGCUGGCGCUGGGGUGGGUUGUGGGGACGUUUUGUUUCCGCAAAAACAGCGGCGCCCACGCCGGUCACCACAAUCAUGGCUCCGACCAUCAUCGCCACCAGCACCACGGCAAAGGCAAAACGAGUUGGACAGGGAAGCCCGAGCUGCAGGAUUACACCUCUUUCGUCGGGCUGAUGGUGGAAUACAUGCGUUCUCUGCACGAGGGCCUUCUACUCCCCAAUCACCAGCAAAAUCACGGCGAAAGCCCCUCCUCCUCCUCCUCCUCAAGCGGCACCACCACAUCAGAAGACGACGACGACGACGACACCACCGACACCACCCAAGCAAAACCCCCCACCAUCCACCUCAUCCUUGCGGGCUAUUCCUACGGCUCGCUCGUGGCGUCCCGCCUGCCGCCCCUCCCCGCCCUCCUCGCUCCGUUCUACUCUUCUUCCUCCACCCCUCCUUCAUCCUCCUCUCCCCCUCCCCCAACCCCACUCCCCACACAUCACCACCCCACCACCUCCCCCGCCGCCACAGCCAUCCUCCUCCGCGCACGCCGACUAGCCGCCGAGACGUUAGCAGAAGCGCGCCGACAAGAAGAGCAGAUGGUAUCCGCGAGCGCCGCGGAUGGGCAACACCAGCAUCACCGCCGCCGCAUCAGCAGCCCUGUGACGAUGGGCGGCUACGAUGGUGGCGGCGGUGGUGGCGGUCGAAAUAGUAGCAGCAGCAGCCACCAUGCCCGGCGGAAGAGCAGUGGCGCCGUGAGGGAGGUGAGACGGAGCUUGGAUCUGGCGAGGGAGGGGGCGGAGAAGUGGGUGAGGAGGAGGAGGGCGUGGGGGGAUCAUCAUCAUCAUAACGAUCAUCACGAUCACCAUCACCAGCAGCAGCAGCAGCAGGUCGGUCGUCGUGGGGGUGGUUCGGUGGGGGGUUCUUCGGCUGUGGCUGCGGUGGCGGCGGCGGCGGAGGCGGGGGAAGGAGGAGGAGGAGAAGAGGGACAGGGACAGGGAGAAGAGGCGGAGGAGCGGCGGCGGCGGCGCCAGGACAAGGCAGGCGUGUCGGAUGUGCCGCAGCAGGUCAACAGCAACGGCAGCAGUGGCGGCGACGCAAGAAGAAGUCGACGACGACGACAAGGAGGAGCCGUGACGCCGCCGCCACCACCACCACAUUGCGAGCUCGCAUACCUCCUCAUCUCGCCGCUGCUACCGCCCACGUCCUUGGCCAUCGCGCCCGGCCUCGCCACGCUGCCCGCUUUCCCAGCCGCACUUCCGGCACCCUCGCCGUCGCCCUCACCGUCAUCGUUCCUCGCAUCCGCGGGCCGCAGACUCGGCGGGUUCUUAUCCUUCGCUGGUGGUGCGGCUGCGGCCGGUGACAGUAGUACCACUACUGCGCCGGGCAGCAGCAGCAGCAGCAACGAUGACGACGACAUCAACACCACCCCAUCCAACCCCCUGCAGCAGCACCCCACCCUCGCCAUCUUCGGCGCCGACGACGCGUUCACGAGCGCGAAGAGGCUGGUCCGGUGGGCGGAGGGCAUGCAGAGAGAAGGCUCGAGCACGAGGGGUCCGGGUCCAGCAGCCGGGUUUGAGGGCGUGCUUGUGGAGGGGGCGUCGCAUUUUUGGCAGGAGAGGGGCACGAUGGCAAGGCUGAGGGCGGAGGUGCGGAGGUGGGUGGGGAAGAGGGGAGAGGGUGGUGGUGGUGGUGGUGGUGGUGCUGCUGCUGCUGCUGUGAGGGAUCGUUUUUUUCCUUGA